AUGGCCCAGUCACGACACGGUCGUGAUCAACCGUUUCAGCCGAGUCCCCGACGGAGGGACGCUGCCCCGGGUCCUCCUCCCCUGAGUGCUGCCGCCCUCUCUUGCAGGAGGUAUGUCGCUGGCGGGGAGUGCAAGUCGACAGCGAAGCUGGAGGGGAAGGUGGCGAUAAUCACGGGAGCCAACACGGGCAUCGGGAAGGAGACGGCCCGGGACCUCGCCCGGAGAGGUGCGAGGGUCAUUAUCGCUUGCAGAGACAUAGCGAAGGCAGAAGCUGCAGCCCGUGAAAUCCGAGCUGAGACGGGGAACCAGCAAGUUAUUGUGAAAAAACUGGACUUGGCUGAUACGAAGUCCAUCCGGGAGUUUGCUGAGAAAUUCCUAGCAGAGGAGAAGGAACUCCAUAUUCUCAUUAAUAAUGCUGGGGUAAUGUUAUGCCCUUACUCCAAGACUGCUGAUGGCUUUGAGAUGCACCUGGGAGUCAAUCAUCUUGGUCAUUUUCUCUUGACCUUCCUGUUGCUGGAGUGUCUGAAGCAGUCUGCCCCAGCCCGCAUAGUGAACGUGUCCUCACUGGCUCAUCAUGGAGGCCGAAUCCGCUUCCACGACCUCCAUGGUGAGAAGAGCUACAAUCGUGGCCUCGCCUACUGUCACAGCAAAUUGGCUAACGUGCUCUUCACCCGGGAGCUGGCAAGGCGGCUGCAAGGCACUAAAGUCACAGCAAACGCUCUCCAUCCUGGUUCUGUCCAUUCUGAGCUGGUCCGGCACUCGUUUGUAAUGACGUGGCUGUGGAAGAUAUUCUCAUUCUUCUUGAAGACGCCUCGGGAAGGAGCUCAGACCAGUGUCUACUGUGCAGUAGCAGAAGAGCUAGACUCUGUGACAGGACAGUAUUUCAGUGAUUGCCAGCCAGCAUAUGUAUCUCCACGGGGUCGGGAUGAUGAGACAGCAAAGAAGCUCUGGAACGUGAGCUGUGAGCUCCUCGGCAUCCAGUGGGACUGAGUGGCGCAGACCUCAAGUGUGUACCUGGCUGAGCCCAGUGAUGCUUCUCCUGGGAAGAGCACUGCUGAGAGACCUCAAGACUAGAACACUGAUACUUCAGCCACCCUCGUGAUGGCUCUACGAACACAAUCUAAUGUGAAUUUCUGGAAUAUUACACUUAAGGAUUGAGAUUAGUAAGCAACCAGUCCCCCUUUCUAG
Molecule: messenger RNA, 1188 nt
Organism: Charadrius vociferus (killdeer)
Lineage: Eukaryota; Metazoa; Chordata; Aves; Charadriiformes; Charadriidae
Product: retinol dehydrogenase 12-like
Exons: 7
Coding region: 1-990 (329 amino acids)
Source: RefSeq, a predicted model, not a curated record